AUGAGGGUAAAAAAUCCAAAACGCAAUGGAAGUUCAGCAUUAAAAAGGCUAAAAACCACUUUAAAGGAUGUAGGAUUAGUAGGACAAAAGUCACGUUCAAGUAUUAGUAAAAAACAAAAACAAAAAGGAAACCCAGUAGAUGCCAACAAGAUUGAAUAUAAAUCCAAGUUGAAUAGUUUAAUGAAAAAUCAAGUUAAUCCUUUCGAGUUGAAAAUUAAUAGGGUUAAACAUGAUGUAUUAGGAAAGAAAAUUAAAGGUGUCCAAGGUAGACCUGGGUUGAAAAGACAAAUUGGAAUUGAGAAGAGAAAGAAAACGUUACUUAUUGAAAUGGAAAAUAAAAAUAAAGUUGGAGGUAUUGUUGAUCGUCGGUUUGGUGAAAAUGAUUUAAAUAUUUCACCCGAAGAAAAAAUGUUGGAAAGAUUCACUAAAGAACGACAGAAACGAUCGAAAUCAUCUUUAUUUAAUCUUGACGAAGAAACUGUAGCUAGCAGUCACUUUGGAGGAUUCGAGGAUAAUUAUAACGAUGACAUUGAACGCAAAAAGUCAAAAAAUGAAAUUAUGAAAGAACUUAUUGCGAAGAGUAAAAUGCACAAGUAUGAGCGUCAAUUUGAAAAAGAUGAAGAUGAAAAGGUUCGUCAAGAAUUAGAUAUUGAAUUGGAUUCAAUUCGUAAUUUACUUAUUAUACCUCAUAAACCUCAUGAUGAACCUUUAGAAUCUCAAGAAACUGCUUUUCGGAAGAUUGAACCUAAAUCGCAUGAAAAAUACGAAGAGUACGAUAGAAUAGUUCGUGAAUUAGCUUUUGAAAAACGCGCAAGACCUACAGAUAGAACUAAAACUGAGGAAGAAAUUGCUUUGGAAGAGAAAGAAAGUUUAGAAAAAUUAGAGCGUGCAAGAAAAAGACGUAUGGAAGGUUUAAGCUCGGAAUCUGAAGAUGAUGAUAAACGCAAAAGACGAAGACGUGUUUCAUUAGCUGAUGAUUUAGAGGAUGAUUAUUUAUUUGAUGAGGGUAAUGAUGAUUUUGGAUUAGGAAAAGGAAUUACUUUAAAAGAUUUUGCCAAUGUUGGAAAAGAUAUUAACGAUUUUUCAUCUGGAAAUAUUCGAGUAGAAUCUCAAGUUACUAAAAAGACGAAAGUGAGCAAAAAGGAAAAAAAUAAAAAUGAAUUAGCAUAUACUUUUCCUUGUCCUUCAACUAUGGAAGAAUUUUUGAAAAUUUUAGAGAAUGCCGAAGAUGAAGAUAUACCGGUAGUAGUACAACGUAUUCGAGUUCUCUAUCAUAUUAAACUUUCUUCUGAUAAUCAAGAAAAAAUAGAGAAAUUUUUUGAUAUCUUGAUGGAUUACAUUUAUACCAGAGUGCAAGAAACCCCGUGUCCAAUGCAUUUAAUAAAUCGAUUAUCGUUACAAAUUUUCGAUUUAGUGCAACAAAUUACAGAAUAUUCUAUAAAGUGUUUUAUAGAAAAAAUAAAUCAUUUAAAAAAUGUUUUAAUAAAAAACUUUAAAUUUCCAAAAAUCACUGAACUUAUUUAUUUUAAACUAUUAGGAAAAAUAUUUCCUACAUCAGAUUUUCAUCAUAAUAUCAUUACUCCAACUUUAUUAUUGAUUGGGCAAUAUUUGGCUCAAUGUCAUGUUAUUAAUGGAAAAGAUUUAGUAUCUGGAUUGUUUUUAUGUAAUUUAUUAUAUGAGUAUCAAUCUUUAUCGCGACGUAUUGUUCCUGAAGCGAUUAAUUUCUUAUUUACGACACUUGUAUAUCUAACACCAAAAAACACAUUCAAAGAUACAUCAUUAAUUCCUGGAACAUUCCCAUUCCCCACUACACUACACAUUACAGAAUUAUACGCAACAUUAUACAAUUCUAGUCCUGCUUUUAUAGAAUUAUUUGAUCCUGUAUUGGAAUUGCUAUCUAAUUAUCCAUUAGAUAAAUUUUCAGAAACAAUUAAGAAUAAAAUAAAUGCUACCCAAGUAGUAAUACGACGACUUCAAAACUUUUCUAAACAAAAUAGAAAACCACUUGAAUUACAACAUCAUAAACCAAUUCCUAUUCCCACGUACAUUCCCAAAUUCCAAGAAAACUUUUCUAUCCAUCAUGAUCCGGAUAAAGAAAGUAGAAAGAUAAAUAAACUUAAGUCACAAUAUAAGAAAGAAUAUAAAGGAGCAAUAAGAGAAUUACGUAAAGACGGUCAAUUUAUCGCAAGACAACAUAUAAAAGUAGUUAAAGAAAAAGAUGCUAUUUAUAAAAAGAAAAUUAACUAUAUUAUGGGAACACUUGAAAAUGAACAGGGUGAAAAGAAGGCUUAUGAAAAAGCUAAAAAAUAUGGUAAAUUAUAA
Messenger RNA from Funneliformis geosporum, 2322 nucleotides. The record is from the annotation of a GenBank genome assembly. Lineage: Eukaryota; Fungi; Glomeromycota; Glomeromycetes; Glomerales; Glomeraceae.